AAAAGAGGGAGGAGAGUGAGAGUGAUAGAGAAAGCAGAGAGAACAGAGACAUAACUGGAGGCCAUGGCGUCAUCUCCAAUUUGGCUCACAUUGCUUGGAUUCCUCGUCUUGGGUUUUGUCGGCGGCUUGGGGUGGAUUGGAAGCCAGAAUCGCGACGUCUUGAGUCAUGAUCGGCCUUCGAUGAGGAGCUUGAAGGAUGAAUCCACCAUGCGCAGCAACUUGUCUUCCAUUCAAUCAAAGAGGGCGCUGCAGAAGGAGGUGGAGGGAGCCGUCGAAUAUCCAGAGUUGGUCGCUUCAAUGGUCCACAUGGCCAUCAACAACAGCAUGGUGCGCCGGUCACUGAACUACCUUUCCUGCGGAACUGGAAACCCCAUCGACGACUGCUGGCGUUGCGACCCUAAUUGGCACAAAAACCGCAAGCGUCUCGCCGACUGCGGCAUCGGCUUCGGCCGCAACGCCAUCGGCGGCCGCGAUGGCCACUACUACGUUGUUUCAGACCCCAACGAUUAUGACCCCGUGAACCCAAGGCCAGGCACCCUCCGCCACGCCGUCAUCCAAGAGGAACCCUUAUGGAUCAUUUUCAAGCGCGAUAUGGCCAUCAGAUUGAAACAAGAGCUCAUCAUCAACAGCUUCAAGACAAUUGAUGGCCGCGGUGCCAACGUCCACAUUGCUAAUGGAGCUUGCCUGACUAUCCAGUUCGUCACCAAUGUUAUAAUCCAUGGAAUUCAUAUUCACGAUUGUAAGCCUACAGGAAACGCCAUGGUGCGAAGCUCGCCUUCGCAUUAUGGGUGGCGUACUAUGGCUGAUGGAGACGCUGUGUCUAUAUUUGGUUCCAGUCAUAUUUGGGUGGAUCACUGCUCGCUUUCACGUUGUGCGGAUGGGCUUGUGGAUGCUAUCAUGGGAUCAACGGCUAUCACCAUUUCGAACAAUCACAUGGCUCACCACAAUGAAGUGAUGCUUUUGGGGCACAGCGAUUCCUACGAAAGGGACAAGGCGAUGCAGGUCACCAUCGCUUUCAACCAUUUUGGCGCAGGGCUCAUUCAGAGGAUGCCAAGAUGCCGUCACGGUUACUUCCAUGUGGUUAAUAAUGACUACACUCACUGGGAAAUGUACGCCAUUGGUGGAAGCGCAAACCCCACCAUCAACAGCCAGGGCAACCGCUACCUGGCUCCUAUUGAUCGGCAUGCAAAGGAGGUAACAAAGAGGGUGGAGACAUGGCAGAGCGAGUGGAAGAACUGGAACUGGAGAUCCGAAGGGGAUCUAUUUCUUAACGGUGCCUAUUUCGUGCCAUCAGGUGCAGGUUCUAGUUCAAGCUACUCAAGGGCGUCCAGCCUAGGCGCCAAGUCUUCCUCCAUGGUCCACCUUAUUACUUCCUCAGCCGGCCCUCUUUCAUGCCGCCGAGAUCAUCUAUGCUAAGUUUUCCUUUUACCUCCAUCCAGUGAGCUACAGAUUACACAUUACCGUUUACUAGUCUUUUUUGUUAGCAUUUGUGGUUACAGUCACAGUAUUACUGGGUUGUUUAGUGGGUCGGUCCAAGCCAUUGUUGUCCUCCGACAUGCCGACCUCCGCCGGAUCCCGCCGUCACUCGGCGUGGAGCGGUUGCGGAAGCGUUGUCGGAUUAUUUGCUUGCUCCUUUUAUUUUACUUGGAGUCUUUCUUUCUUUCAUUCUUCAUGUUUUUUGGGUAUUAUUUUGCCAUUCCUCUCUUAUAUGAGCAUUUGCUCAUUUCUAGUAUCUUAUACCUGUAUUUUAG
Messenger RNA from Dendrobium catenatum, 1751 nucleotides. Its product is annotated as probable pectate lyase 20. The coding region runs from base 64 to 1416 and encodes 450 amino acids. Gene Ontology annotation, molecular function: pectate lyase activity. The transcript is spliced from 7 exons. NCBI's taxonomy places the organism in Eukaryota, Viridiplantae, Streptophyta, Magnoliopsida, Asparagales, Orchidaceae. The record is from RefSeq and is a predicted model, not a curated record.